Camellia sinensis is the source of this 3343-nucleotide messenger RNA. Its product is annotated as disease resistance protein UNI-like. NCBI's taxonomy places the organism in Eukaryota, Viridiplantae, Streptophyta, Magnoliopsida, Ericales, Theaceae. The record is from RefSeq and is a predicted model, not a curated record. Gene Ontology annotation, molecular function: protein binding.
GCCAGUUUCCCUUCUCUCUAUUCUGAGAAAGAUUUGCAAGAGGAAAAACUUUUGUUGUGCGUCUGGUUUUUUCAUAGAUUUACUUCUAAGCCAUCCAUUGCAAUCUGUUUUGAUCUUUCAGCAGUGUCUCAGAUUUCGAUCAGGCAGUGCUAUUGAAAUGGAGCUGUUGAGGAAAUUAGGCGGCCAGGAUGAAAGAUGCAAACACUCAGAAACAAUUUUGAAGCGUUGGACAGCCUAGCAGCUGACGUAAAAACAGAAGUAGAAGAUGCAGAAUUGCGAACAGGAAAGAAACGGAAACACGAAGUUGAAAAUUGGCUGAGAAAUGAAUAAAGGAUGAAAAAUGGAGUCCAAAACUUAGAGCAAGAAGUACGAGAAAGGAAAAUUUCUUUGCUCUUGUUGGGAAAUCGGGUUGAUAAAUUGAAUGCAGAAAUUGCGCAACUCCGUGAGCAAGGUAGUUUUCAAGGGAAGCUUCUACUUGACGUGUGUGCAACCCAAGGAGAAUCUCUGUUGUCAACAGAAUUAACAGGCCAAACAGUACAGCAAAAUCUGGAGAAAAUUUGGGCAUGCUUAAUGGAUGACUCUGAAGAAUUACGCAUUGGGAUUUGUGGAAUGGGGGGAGUCGGCAAAACAACCCAGGCUGUGAACAUCCAUAAUAAACUUAUAGAAAAAUGAUGAUGUGUUCUCUUUUUGGAAGUGUGUUCAUUUGCAAGAAGGGGGAAAUGUGUUCUCUUUUUGGAUGAUGUGUGGGAUAAAAUUGAUCUACAUAGGGUCAGAAUUCCUAAUUGAUGUAAGUUGAUCAUCACUGCUCGCUCAUUCAAUAUAUGCCGCAAGAUGGGUUGCAAAGUGUUCAAAGUGGAACCACUUUGUGAAGAAGAAGCUGGGAACUUAUUUUGGGCGAAACUUUGUAAUGAGGAGGACACGACACUUUCUCCAGAAGUAAUAGAGAUUGCAAAGUUUGUGGCAGCCAAAUGUGAUGGUUUGCCACUCGCGAUUAUUACCAUGGCUGGAAGCAUGAGAGGGGUAGACGACAUUCGUGAGUAGAGGAAUGUGUUUGAACAACUGAAGGAACAUACAAUGGGGCAUGAAGAUAUGGAAAAGAAUGUAUUACCGUCAUUGAAACUUAGUUAUAGUCGCUUGAAUGGCACAAAAUUGAAGGAUUGUUUCUUAUAUUGCGCCUUGUAUCCUGAAGAUUGUAAAAUACCAAGAGAUGAAUUAAUAAGAUAUUUCAUUGCUGAGGGACUGAUUGACAGAAGUAAGAGUUCGAUAAGACAGUUUGACGAGGGUCACACUAUCUUGAAUAAACUUGAAAGGUCCUGCUUAUUGGAACAUUGUAACAAUGAUGAUGGGGAUGCAUAUGUGAAGAUGCAUGAUUUGAUUAGGGACAUGGCACUAAAGAUAACAGAAAAUCGAUUCAUGGUAAAAGCUGGUGUUGGAUUGAAGGAAAUUCCACAUCUGCAGGAAUGUGCUGGAAAUCUGGAAAAGGUUUCCUUGAUGAAGAAUAACAUACAAGAAAUUCCAUGUGGCUGGUCCCGUGGGUGUCCUAGUCUUUCAACAUUGAUUUUGAAAGACAAUAGGUUGAAGAGUAUUGCAGCAUCAUUCUUCAAGCAUAUGCAUGCCCUUCAGGUUCUUGAUUUGUCCGGCAAUUCUGGAAUUAGAGUGUUGCCAAAUUCCAUAUCAGACUUGGUGAAACUCACUGCAUUGUUGCUUGCGCAUUGUACUUCACUCACAUAUGUGCCUCCGCUGGGAAAGCUUAGAGCGUUAGAAGAAUUGGACCUCAGUUUUACAAGAAUUAAUAGAGUACCUCAACGUGUGGACAUGCUGGUCAAUCUAAAGAAUCUGAAUAUGAAUGGUACACAUAUACUGGGGAAUAUACCAAGCAGGACAUUUACCAGACUCUCCCAUCUCCAACUCCUUAGACUUGAAUGUACACCUGUACAAAUACGAGCAGCAGAGGAAUUGGAAGGGUUGACAAAGCUGGAAGAAAUUGAUGUCUAUCUGAAAGAUGUUCAUUCUUUCAACGUAUUCCUCAAAUUUCUACAACACCGUGAGGUGCCAUUGGGCAAGUAUAUUCUUCAGUUUGGAGGUGGUUCUCUUUUUGAAUAUAGAAGUUAGAGCAAACUCAUAUCAUGGUGUGGGAAAGGUAUACCAUACAUUAUCAAGGGAGAAGAAGUCAGUUUUCUGCCAUACGAUCUUGAGGCCUUAAGGAUUCGGAAUCAACUGAUUACCAGCUACUGUUUUUGUGAUGUUUUUGUUAGGACUGUGGGAUGCCAGAAAUCAAUUCCGCACAAUAACACAAGAAUAUUUACGUGGUUCGGCAAUUGCCUACAUCUACGGAGAGAUAUCCACUAUAGAAUUAUCCCAGAGGGAGAUUACAGAACUCACACCUCACAACUCUCUAUAGAACUCUCACUCACAGAUUAUACCCUAUGUGUAUUCUCAGCUCAGUGUGUCACUCCCAUAUAUCUCUCUACAACCCCUCCUCACUCAUGUCAAUUUAUAACCGAGUAAAGAGGAGUAGGUGAAGUGACAACCAUGAGUGGGCUUGGUUGUGCCACCCUCACCAUCUACCUUUGGUGAGUUGGUAUUGCCCCACUAGCUUCCUUUACCUCAUGGUGCCACCCAUACCAUGUGGAUGGUGGGCUCCUUACCAUGUGGGUAGUGGAUGGAGCCAACAAUUCUCCCCCGCCACGCCCACAUGGACAAUUGACUUCUCACUUGAAGUCCAUUCCGGUCAGAUGCUUGCAAACUUCCAGUUUGUCUCUGGUGACACCCUUGGUCAUCAUGUCAGAAGGAUUCUUGCCUGUGUGAAUCUUCACUAGCUUCAUCAGCUGCUUUUCCAUCACUUCUCGUAUCCAAUGAUACCGAACAUCAAUGUGUUUUGUACGUGAAUGGUACAUGGAAUUCUUGCUCAAAUCAAUUGCACUUUGACUAUCACAAUGUACCUUAUACUCUUCUUGCUGUAGACCCAAUUCUUGGAGAAACCGCUUUAAGCACAACAUUUCCUUUCCAGCAUCUACGGCAGCAAUGUACUCUACCUCUGUUGUAGAUAAAGUAACACACUUUUGUAAUUUGGACUGCCAUGAAAUAGCUCCCCCUGCAAAGGUGAACAUAAAUCCUAAUGUAGACUUUCUACCAUCAAGAUCACCAGCCAUAUCGGCAUCUGUAAAACCCUCCAAAACUGGUUUAGCUCCCCCGAAACAUAAACACAUCUUUGAAGUUCCCUUCAAGUACCGAAGAAUCCAUUUGACGACCUCCCAAUGCUCAUUUCCUGGAUUGACGAGGAAUCUGCUCACAACACCAACUGCGUGAGGUAUAUCUGGUCGGGUACACACCAUUGCAUACA